Trematosphaeria pertusa is the source of this 3173-nucleotide messenger RNA. RefSeq names its product HET-domain-containing protein. Lineage: Eukaryota; Fungi; Ascomycota; Dothideomycetes; Pleosporales; Trematosphaeriaceae. The transcript has a single exon. The record is from RefSeq and is a predicted model, not a curated record. The coding region runs from base 404 to 3097 and encodes 897 amino acids.
CACCCGCGCACCCUUUCUCAGCCUUCUCUCUCCUUCAGCCCAAACUUCUUAUUUCUGUUUGCAGGUGCGCUUGGGCCCUAGCUCGUAUUCCUCGUGUUUAAUGCGACGGCGCAUGCCCAGCUUCCCCUCUUGCGAUGCAACCAUCUCCGACGUCCCUCAGCCCUGUCUCGGCGUGCGUCUUCUGACCGGUCGUUAAUCUAAUGGGUUGCUGCACCAUGGAUUCCUUGAUCAAUGCGGGGCUAUCUUCUUAGACCCUUACAUGUCUAUCUACUACAGCAACCAUUAAAAAGUUCUUCUGUUCGCGGCCACAGGGCGAUGUAGCCUAGUUUACCCCCGUUCUUAUCUCGCGGCAAGCCACAGGCUUACUAACGCCAUUCGCAGCUAAGCAUAUCGAAGAGGAGCCAUGUCCGGGUUCAGCAGCGGUCCAUUGCGACCGCCAUGGCAACAAAGUUAUCGAGUCGAACCAUUUGGAUUCCGGAGCCUCGCGAUAGAUCCGACCAACCAAAGAAUCGUGCUGGAUCUUAGCGGACUAAUGACUGGAAUCCUCGGUGUCGACCCGAGCCAGCCAAUUCCGCGUGCUGAAUUCGAGGCUCUUCACGCGCGGCUUGAGCAGGAGAGCGUAGACAAGGCGAAAGCAGACGGCAAGCAUCCAAAUCCCAAGCUUUGCUACAUGUGCCGCAGAGUCAAACCGCUAGCUCCCCUGGAUGCAAGCGCAACUGGUAGCCCUCGUUUCAAAUGGAACCCCCAACCCGUCGUCCUGCCGUUUGGUAACUGGAGUCAACUCAGGCUACGGCAGCACUGCUCAAUCUGCCGGCUUGUCUUAUCGCUCAUUAUCACCGACCAUGACAGGAACAACCUUCACCCGCGCCUUGCCGCCAUUGACCACGAGAUCCAGGGCGUGUCGCUUCAUUUAGGCGAAACACAGUCCAGUGGCGAGAGUGUUGUGAGAGUUGAGUACGGAAUGCGGCAUGUCGGAGAAUUAAGGAUUGUCACGAAAAACAAUUACACCACCGCUCUACGCCAGGGAUGGGAGGCUAAGGAUCAGAAUCACAACUUUGAGGGUUUCACCCGCCGCAUCGACGCAGAGGAUUCACUCUUUAGCGAGCAAGUCAACUUCGAGCUUCCCAAGAGCUGGCUUAAUGAUUGUGCUCUAAACCAUGGCGACUCGUGCAAUAGCAACCACCAACGCGGCAAGCGGUAUGAGGAGGAUAUACCCUUGGUACUCAUCGACGUUCGCGAAAACUGCUUAGUGACGGCCACAACGUCGGCAAAAUACUUUGCACUGAGCUACGUUUGGGGCUCAGUCGACAUGUCUAUGACUUUGCUUUCGAACUACGAAUCCCGGUGCCAGAAGGGCGGCCUUGACCAGCACUUUCCGAAUACGAUUGCGGACGCUCUUACGCUAGUGCGCGCACUCGACGAACGCUACCUAUGGAUAGACGCGCUAUGCAUCGUACAGGAUGAUACCGAGAACAAGAUGCGUGAUCUCGCUCACAUGGACGUCAUCUACCUACGCGCCUUUGCAACUAUAGUGGCUCUAGAAGGCAGCAGCGCGAACGCAGGACUACCAGGCGUGAUGCCGGGCACCCGCUCACCCCAACAAGUCGAGACGCUUGUGGUAGACGCCGGGAGCAAGGAUUUGGACUUCAGCUCAGAUACAGAUGUCGAAUCAGCGGAAGAGACAAGAAGAGAGCAGGCCACUCUCCUUCUAGCAGCGACUCCUCCGCCACUACAUCUUGCUCUUGACACUUCCUCCUGGGACACGCGGGGCUGGACCUUCCAAGAGCGGAUGCUGUCUCGGCGGUGUCUUUACUUCACAAACCGAUCUAUCUACUUCCGGUGUGGUUUGGAUCGUCCGGUACUCUCUGAAGGCGGCAUCAAUGACCGUGUACAGCUUAUACAUGGAUUCUCGGAUGACCCCAACGCCCCGAUGCGUACCACGACUUCUCUAGACAACCCACUUGCCGAGCUUUACUACCGCGACAUCAGCCACUUCAACCCCGAAUCUCGUCUAGUCAUGACCUUUUAUGUGUACAGAGAGCUCGUCGAGAAGUACACUAUUCGGAAAUUGACGUACGAAUCCGACAUCAUUAACGCCUUUAUGGGUAUCUUCGGUGCGCUGAACGUAGCCUUCGAGAGUGACAUCUUCUGCGGUAUGCCUGCCACUGCUCUCGAUCUAGCGCUGCUUUGGACACCUGCAGGUCGGCGUCCGCGACGUAAGAAGGUUCGGAUUCCGUUGGAGCAAGACAUUGAGCAUAGACCCUUCCUUGGGCGUUCGAUACCUACUAACAGAGGCACACACGAAGUGGUCUGGGGCCCCACUGAGGUUCAAGAGUUCGAUGAGAGCGUGGACAGGCAAUUCCCGAGCUGGUCGUGGGUUGGUUGGGUCGGCGCCGCCGAGUAUAGAUUCUUUGCAGAGGUCGCACCGUACGAGCCACUGCCGAUACCGCUCAUUGAAGAGUACGCCAUCAACCUGGACGGGAAGGAACUGCAAAUUGUUUCAGGGCGAAAGGACCAGGUUGUUGCCAGCCUUAUGACUCUGGAUAUCGCGGCUUCUAUGGCUAAUCUUGGCUUAAACGAUAGGGAGGGUGACGAUGAGCUCGUCACCUCCCCUUCUCUCCCAAACGUCCUUCAAUUUGUGGCUUCUACUCUUCCCCUUACUGCCUUCACUAUCUCUACGCAACGCGAGUACAUAUCCGCCAAAGGACACGUGCACUCCUCCAGCAGGCAAGAAGUACGCUAUGUCCUCGAUCAUAGAGGAAACCGCUGCGGGCUAUGGUGGGAACAGGCCGGAUACGUGUACGUCGGGCGCGGCGUCAGUCCGGCAGCGGAGAGCAAAAUGAUGCUGGUCGCUAUUAGUGGGUAUGGACCAGACGAGCCGGCAGGAAGAACAGGGCCAAGCCGCGCCGAGGGCGAAAUCGAGCUGUUCGAUGAGAGGGUAUAUCCUGCCAGUGGACUGGGAAGUGGACUGGUGAAUGUUUUAGCGGUGGAUUUAGAUAUGGGGCAUGACUUUGGCGAGAGAAUCACGGUUGCGAGGAUCCAUUACAGGGCUUGGAAAGAAGCAGGGCCGGUGAUGAGAAUGGUGAGGUUGGCUUGAUUGUCCAUAAGAUAAUUCGGAAGGUCUCGUGGGCCAAUUGUUCGCACAGCGCAAUCUAGUCUAUGUUCCUACAGUG